ACAAAAUCAUGUAACCGAACACCGCCAUUCUUCCCGGAAUUAAAAAGAAAAAGGUUACACGUAGCUCCCCCUCGAGGUGCUGACUGAUAUUUCCCCCUCAUUUUACACACCAAAAACCAAAGUACCAAACACCAAAUCCAUAUCCGUUAUUAGGGUUCAAGAUCAUGCUUUUGCUAGUUACACAUUUGUCAAUGGAAACUUCUUCUAAGAAGGUUGGGGUUUUGGUGCCUCUGAAUGCUAAUCUAGAGGAAGACACUUCGAAUUCAAUCCCUAGAGUUGAGAUUAGUAAAGGCAUUAACUUAUUAGGUCGCGAUGUUAUACCUAUCACUGACAAGAGACUAAGCCGUAAACAUGUAUCCGUUAUCGUCUCUGCUGAUGACUCUGCGGAAGUUCUUGUGGAAGGAACAACCCAGUUGUCAUUAGAUCACAGGAUCAAAGGAGGAAGAAGCUCUUAUCUGGACAAAAGCUAA
Molecule: messenger RNA, 470 nt
Organism: Lactuca virosa
Lineage: Eukaryota; Viridiplantae; Streptophyta; Magnoliopsida; Asterales; Asteraceae
Source: the annotation of a GenBank genome assembly